Messenger RNA from Lactuca sativa (garden lettuce), 597 nucleotides. RefSeq lists its product as uncharacterized. The record is from RefSeq and is a predicted model, not a curated record. Lineage: Eukaryota; Viridiplantae; Streptophyta; Magnoliopsida; Asterales; Asteraceae.
AUGAGUUUUAGUAGUAUACAAAAAUGUGCGGCUGCUCUUAGGUAUUUGGGAUACGAUUGGUUUUCUGCAUGUGUUUAUGAGGUUUUUCACGAAGAAUAUUUGCGUAAACCUACUCAACGUGAUAUUGAGAGAUUAUAUUCGGCUCAUGAAGAGAGGCAUGGAUUUCCCGGUAUGCUUGGCAGUCUAGAUUGUACGCAUGUGGCUUGGGAAAAAUGUCCAACUGCAUGGCGUGGUCAGUUCACUCGAGAAGAUAUAGGUGAACCAACUAUCAUCCUAGAAGCUGUUGCAUCUCAAGAUUUGUGGAUAUGGCAUGCCUUUUUUGGAGUAGCGGGGUCUAACAACGACCUUAAUGUUCUUGGUCAGUCUCCACUUUUCAACGAUAUUUGGACCGGCAAAGCACCUGAUAUGAUGUUCACGGUAAACGGGCACGCGUACAAAUAUGGUUACUACCUUGGUGAUGGGAUAUACCCGAAUUAUUCUACAUUGAUGAAGGCAUACUCAGUUCCUCGAAGUGAAAAAGCAAAAUUGUUUACAAAAAAACAGGAAUCAGCGAGAAAGGAUAUCGAGAGGGCAUUUGGAGUCCUUAAGCAAACAUGA